Molecule: messenger RNA, 1622 nt
Organism: Scatophagus argus
Lineage: Eukaryota; Metazoa; Chordata; Actinopteri; Scatophagidae
Gene: mtch2
Product: mitochondrial carrier homolog 2
Exons: 13
Coding region: 59-976 (305 amino acids)
Biological process (GO): positive regulation of apoptotic process
Cellular component (GO): mitochondrion; membrane
Source: RefSeq, a predicted model, not a curated record
GGAGGAAGAAGAAGAAGACGAAGAAGAAGAAGAAGAAGAAGAACUUCCUGGAUUCCCUAUGUCUCCAAAAAUGGCGGACACGUGUAGCCAAGUUUUGCUGGGGACAGGGCUCACCGUCCUCUCCCACCCUCUGAUGUACAUCAAGGUCCUGAUUCAGGUGGGACAUGAGCCGCUCCCUCCCACCCUGGGAAGGAACCUCUUUGGCAGACAGGUCUACCAACUGCCUGGAUUGUUUGCUUAUGCAAAGCACAUCAUUAAGAUUGAUGGAAAAGUGGGUCUCCUCAAAGGACUUGGUCCAAGGCUUUGUGCUGGCACCAUCGGUACCGUGGUCCACAGCAGAGUUGUGCAGAAAUGUCAGGAACAAGGAACACGUCAGGUACUGGGUGGUCAGCAGAAGGCUGUGGAGGGCUCUCUACAGUACAUUGUUAAUGAGACAACCAAAGAGAUGAUAGCUCGUUCCUGUGCCACCAUUGUUACACAUCCCUUUCAUGUGAUUACUUUGCGGUGUAUGGUCCAGUUUAUUGGGAGAGAAACGAAGUACAGCGGGGUGUUUGACUCCAUCUUUACAGUGUACAGAGAAGAAGGCAUCCUGGGCUUCUUCGCUGGUUUGAUCCCUCGCCUGCUUGGUGACAUCUUGUCUUUGUGGAUUUGUAACCUGCUGGCUCACCUCAUCAAUACAUAUGCCAUUGAUGACUCGAUGAGUCACACUGGAGAAAUCAAGAACUGCUCUCAGGCUGUGACUGGGUUCUUUGCCAGUAUGAUCACAUACCCUUUUGUUUUGGUGUCAAACCUCAUGGCUGUCAAUAACUGCGGGCUCGCUGGAGGCCUGCCACCCUAUGCAUCAGUAUAUCCCACCUGGGUGGAUUGCUGGAGGCAUCUAAGCAGAGAGGGCAACAUGAGCAGAGGCAAUAGUUUAUUUUUCCGGAAGCUUCCAUCAGGAAAGAUGUACGCAGUUGACCAGAAGAGAUUUUUUUAAAGCAGAGAAAACCGAGCUGAACAAAGUUGUAAUAAUAAAACAAAAAAAAAUCCACAUUGCCUGAUCUGGGGGUUGGACAGUCAGUACAUAAUCUUUUUUUGUAUUGACUUGUUUACUGUUUUUUUCCUCUUAUUAACCUGCCAUCAUGUAAAAUAAAAGCGCAUUAGUUUCCAGUUAAUUUCCAGCAGGUUUUAUUCACAGAAGAGAUGGAUCAUCAAUGCAUUUCUUUUUUAUAAAACCCCAGGUAUGAAAAGUGAUAGGACGAUGGCUCUGCUCUGACGGAGCCAUGUGAAAGCAUCCCCCACCACCACCACAAUCAGGUUUUUUCCAUUCAGAUUAUUUGUUGACUCCUUCACCCACGUGAUGGGAUUUUUUGAGAACAGCACUUCAGUAUGCAUGUGGUAAUGUCUAGUAACGCAUAUUAAUUAUCAAGUGGGACCUCUUGGUGUGUGGUAUUGUAUUGAUGUGUUAAUUAUUGUAAAAGGAGGGAAAAGAGUCAGAGGUGGUGCUUGUUGAGAAGCAUGCAUGGAUAUGCUAAGGCACAGCAGUUGGCCUGACCUUACCAAGCUCUCUAGGCACUGGGAACAGUCAAGGGCUGGUAUCAGCUCAUUCUGACUGAUCCAAAUAAAAAAAAUUGUUUUUCUCA